AUGGUCGAUGAUUCAGAUCGCACCACACCUGAGAAUGCCAAUCCGGAUGAAAUGGAUGCAUCCAGAAUUUUGCUGGGCUUGAGUUCGUUUGCAAAGCAUUCGCCGCCACAAUCAGAAGACUCGGUGGACGAAGUGGCUGCCCAAUACACGAGUAUCAACGCUUUGGUGAAGCGUGAUUCAUCGACUACUACUACGCCCGGUGAUGCGGGCGAAAACGCUACGGAAAUCAGUCAGUCCGAAGUGAGUCGAGUAAGCAAUCAGGUUGGAUCGAACAUGUCUUCCCCCUUUAAGACCGAAGGAACCAAUAGCAUCAUGGCCGAAACAUACAAGCAACUUGAAGAAAACAUGGCCGAAUCAGUCAAGCGCGAUGGUUCGAGUGAGGAACAAGAUGCUGCAAGUGAUAGCAAACAAGUUGAAGAGAAUAUGGCCGAAUCGAUCAAGUACGAUAGUUCGAAUGAUGACCAAGAUGCUGCAAGUGAUCACAGCUCAUCAGACGACUCAAUCUCCGUUGAAAACCGAACGUUUGUGGCCAGAGUCCCAGCUAGGCUCAUGAAUAAAAGUGCGAAAAGAAAGGGCGAGACUGACGAAAUCAAAGUUCACGUAUUUUUCGGAAAAAAUGAAGGUGAAGCUGCUGUGAAAGAUGACCCUAUCAAAAAUGAAGAAGAAGCUGCGACUGCAACAAAGGAUCAGAUUGGAUCAAACACACCUUCAACAAUGAUGGCCGAGGCAUACAGUCAGCUCAAUAAACUGGUCGACUCGGAUGAGCACCGGGGCUCAACGAAGGACCAAGACGCCGCAAGUGACAGCAGUUCAUUGAACGAUUCAAUCUCCUUUGAAGUCUUAACGCUUGAGGCAACGGUCCCAGCUAGUCUCAUGACUAAAAGAGCGAAAAGAAAGGGCGAGACUGAUGAAAUCAAAGUUCUCGUAUUUUUUGAAAAAAAUGAGGAUGACGCUGCUGUGAAAGAUGACUCUAGUUCUCAAGCCCGUCGUUCUGAACGAACAAGCAAGCGAUCCACAGUGUACAAUGAAGACUGCCUAAUCAUCGACAACGCAAAAGUGGAGGGAGGAGAAGAGCAUAUUCUAUCUGGGCAGGAAGAAAAUGCCGUAGACCCAACGUUCGUUACCUCAAAUGGUCGAAAGAGAAAACAGGAAAUGCAGGCCGUGAUUAGCGACAGCGAAGGUGAGAUACAAAAUGUUGCAAAGAAGCGAGUAUCUGAAAACGUCGACCAAGAAGAAAACAAUGGUGGCAAUGUCAAAAUGGGCGAAGGUCUGCCCUUUGUCGAUUGCCCCAUCGCUCUUCGGGAAAUAUUGGAGAGUGAUUUCAGAGAACAGGACAGGAGCUAUUCAACCAAAUAUGUGGCAAACACAGUUGACCACGUGUGGAGAAGAGUACCCGAACACGUCAAGCAGAGUCUUCCUUCAGAAGGAAAUGGAAUCGAAGAACUUCGCAAGUGGAAAUUGAAGCACUUUGGUGAACAGACCCCAAGACCUGUUUUUGUUCCAAAUUGCCCUGAAUUUCUUAUCGACAUGCUUCGAGAGGAUGUUGCCUGCCAAAUGAAAUUGCCUCACAGCGAGCUUACACGUAGUAUCAAGCAGAUCUGGAAUGCGAUUUCUCCCCAUGCCAAAGGCUGCCUACCUCAGGAGGACGCCCCGGGAUAUUUUUCAGAACUCAAGAAGUGGAAAAAGCUGCAUGCACGGGAUGCAGCAACGUUGAUAGCGCCGCCCAAAAAAACGACUGUUAGAAAGCGCCCGAGACCGAGUGAUCACGAGAAAAGUCCCAAGUCGGACGAUGGCCGCAGCUCUUCGUAUGCUUCCUCUCAAGCGCCGCAGGAGACACCGACACAAAAGGUUCGGCACACGACGGAUGGAGGAAAGACUGCUGGGAAUCCUGUUGCUGAUAAUGUGCCAAGCGGCGCUCAAGGCCAGGGAACCCUUGUCCAAGAGGAUGAUUCCAACAGUUUCUAUGUCGAAGAGGAAGCCCACCAGUAUCACAACCCACCGCUUCCAUCCUCGAAUUCCAUAGGAGUUCCGCCUGAAUCCUUGAGGCGUAUUCCACCGCCGCCGCCGUUCGGUGAUCUACCGAAGACAGGGAAAUGCCAGUGGUCUUGGGACAACGAACAACGAGUUCUUCUUGCCAAUUUCUCUUCUUCGGUUUCUUCUUCAAAUGCUUUUUCCAUGCAUCCAACAGAUGAGGCUUUCUUCUUGCAAAUGAUGGAAAGAAAUGACGUGACCCUCAUUUCUGAAGGUUUAGUCUCUGUUCAAUCUCUAAAUCCAGACUAUUGGAAGCCAGAAUAUCUUCGGAGAGUUCUUGGGAACGAGUAUUUUCACAAGUUCAGACGGUUUGACACAGUGAAAACUGAGGACGGAUUUGAAAAAUGCUUUGAAUAUGACGGCAUGGUUUCGAUGAAAGUUGGAGAUUACAUUGAAUACCUUGAGAAGCGCCAAAGUUAUCUUUGCGGCAUGAUGGACGGAGCGGAUCCGUCUUUCUCUUUCGUAAAUCAUGAAGGGCAAUAUGAAACGUUAGACAAUGUGGGGACAACUGCACUGUAUAUGAUCGAUCUUGACAUUAACAGAUUGCUACCAAAGUUAAAAUCCAACUUCUUGGAAAGCUUCCGAUAUCAUGAUGUGCUACCUGGUGGAUCUCAUUGCUUGAUGAAUUCGGUCACAAGCACGGCGCGUCCAUUUAUGGGACCAAACAUGUAUGUGACUCCCCCUGCUGCAUUUACACACUUUCACCAGGAUGGACAUGGAACAGUUGAUUCUGGCCAUCUCUGUAUAAGUGGAUACAACGAGGUCGUGAUGUUGAGAAGGCUCACCGAACGUCACAAGAAACAUGCUCUGAUGAUUCUUACUGGUAAUUUUGGAGGCGAGGAAAACCGCAACUCGCUCCCAACUUAUUUUGAUGGAUUGUAUCAGGAACCCCACGGAGAUCUUUUGGGGGACAAGCCAUCGUGGCCCACCGAAGGCCAGAUUCAAAAGUGCCGUGACAUGGGAUAUUGUCCCACCGUCUGCAUUGUCAAGCCGGGACAGCUUAUCCAUAUCAACAAAGGUCGACUGCAUGCGUUUCGAAAGAUGUCGAUUGCCCCACUACAUGAGGGCGACUGCCACAAGAAAUUGCGGGAGAAAACGAUCGAAGAACACAAGCUUACCAAAGAGACUUUAUGUGUGAGCAUCGCUUGGGAUUGGAUGUACAAAGGGGUGUCCGUAGGGGGCAUCAAUCGUGAGAUCAGUUCUGUGCUUGAAGCAGUUGUACUGAACCGAAAGAAUGGAAGGCUGUCCCUUGCCAUUCCAGAGUUUUCACUCUUUCAGAUGGCAAAGAUGCUAAAUCCUAGCCAGAAAACUGCUUCAAAGCUGGACAGUUUUCUGCUGUUUGGAAAUUCUGGUUCACACACGUCGGUUGUUUCAUCGAUACCAGAUGCAAAAACAGUUUGCCGCGGAAUAUUGCCAAGUCUCAGACAUGUUAUGAAGCAGCAGCUGAAUACAUUGGGGAAUGCUUCUUCUUCUGCCUCGACGUCUAGAGCACGCGGAGAACGUGUAGCGAUAGCGAAACGGCCAAAUACACACGAAGAUCCGAUGAAAUUUCCAUUAGACCCUUAUGGACUCGAUGGUUUUGCCUGCAAACUAUGUUCGAGGGAGCUCUCCAAUGUAUACUACCACUGUGAUGGUUGCGAAAAACUCUUAUCGAAAGACUUUAAUAUCUGCCUUGAGUGUCAUGGCGACAAGAAAUUUAUGUGUACGGUUCAGAUGCACCCGACCAAUCCGAAGAAGCAUGCAAGCUUAAACCAUACCGGCUUAAUGAGAUUCGACCGCGUAAGCCGGUGUCCUUGUAAGAAUGGUCCUGUAUGCGGCCACUGCAACUUCUGUUUGGGUUGCUCCUGCCGAUGUCACAGUUGGUUCACUCUUCAUUCACGCAUGUUUGGAGAGGAAGAAGGCAAAGCUCUGCUGAAUGGCGUAGACGAGGUAUGCGCUUCGUGUGAUAGCGACCAGAGUCAUAGAUUUGGCGAACUUCUUGCGGAGCGAUUGGAAGCAGCGGCCAAAGAGCAUUGA
This is a messenger RNA of Cylindrotheca closterium, 4047 nucleotides long. Lineage: Eukaryota; Bacillariophyta; Bacillariophyceae; Bacillariales; Bacillariaceae. The record is from the annotation of a GenBank genome assembly.